Prunus mume (Japanese apricot) is the source of this 1715-nucleotide messenger RNA. The record is from RefSeq and is a predicted model, not a curated record. NCBI's taxonomy places the organism in Eukaryota, Viridiplantae, Streptophyta, Magnoliopsida, Rosales, Rosaceae.
CCCCUCAAAUUCAUUCGGUGAACCAAACGUAGCCUAAGACCAAUAACAAAAUAUGUCAAUUUAGCAAAGCUACAGUGGUUGACCCUCUCCCUUCAGCAAUCUCAGAUACUAAAAUCCUCCAAGUGCCCAAAAAUCCUCGCACAGACGAAAAUGCGGUAGCCGUCCCCGCACACAGACACCACCAAUUGCUCGACGAAAGUCCCCCAACGAAACAAAACCAUGGAGUCGAGCAUCCUAGAGUCGAUCGGCGUUGAGAUUAUCGGCGUCAUGUCGCCGGUCUCCAUCUGCAUGCUCCUCGUAGUUCUCUUAGUCUACGCUCUCUCUCCCUCCAACCCCUUUUCCGCCGCCGCCUCCGCUCCCCCGAUCCGCACCGCCGCCAACCUCGUCUACCUCGAGAGCCCCUCCGACUCCGCCUCCCAAAAGCUCGAAGGCGCUCUCCUCAACGCCUUGGUUUUCGUCGUCCUGAUCGCCAUCGUCACCUUCCUCCUCGUCCUUCUCUACUACUACAAUUUCACCAACUUCUUGAAGAACUACAUGCGCUUCUCCGCCUUCUUCGUCCUCGGCACCAUGGGAGGUUCGAUUUUCUUGUCCAUAAUCCAGCAUUUCUCGAUACCCAUUGACUCCAUCACUUGCUUUUUGCUGCUUUUCAAUUUCACUGUUGUGGGUGUGUUGUCUGUGUUCUCUGGUGGGAUACCCAUUUUUCUACGCCAAGCUUAUAUGGUUUGUUUGGGGAUUAUUGUGGCGGCUUGGUUUACCAAGUUGCCCGAAUGGACCACUUGGGUUUUGCUUGUGGCUCUGGCUGUGUAUGAUUUGGUGGCUGUGCUGGCACCCGGUGGGCCGCUUAAGCUGUUGGUGGAGUUGGCCUCUAGCCGGGAUGAGGAGCUCCCCGCUUUGGUUUACGAGGCUCGCCCCACUGUGCCACGAAAUACUCAGCGUCGUGGGUCCGGAUUAGAACUUUUGGUUGCUGGGGUUUCGGAUUCAGGGUCAGUUGAGCUUCAGGCAGUCACAAGGGACAAUGUGAAUCGAAAUGAGAAUGAAAGUCGUGGUAAUUCAGAGUACAGUGCGGUUGAGUUUGGAAGUUUCGGGAGUGAGAGACAUGAGAGUAAUAGAGAUGAAGGGGAGAGGUUACUGUCAGAGGAGAAUGCACAGGAUAGGCAGUCGUUAAGCAGUAAUUCUUCGGGAUAUUCAACUGUGAUUGUUCAGUCUGAUAGAGCUACGCAAUUUAGCAGUGGAGCAUCUGAGAUUAUUAAUGAGGAAAUGUCCCCUCUUGUUGAAAUGACAGGACUGGGGAAUGAGAGAGAGCAGUUGAGGAGGGAUGGUAGCGAAAUGUUCAGUAAAGGUAUUAAACUUGGUCUUGGGGAUUUCGUGUUCUACAGUGUUCUUGUGGGCAGAGCUGCAAUGUAUGACCUUAUGACUGUGUAUGCCUGUUAUCUUGCCAUUAUUUCCGGACUUGGGUGCACUCUUAUUUUGUUGUCAGUGUGCCAUCGAGCUUUGCCUGCUCUGCCUAUAUCGAUUACAUUGGGUGUCGUUUUUUACUUCUUGACUCGGUUAUUAAUGGAGCCUUUUGUUGUUGGGACAGCUACAAAUUUAGUGAUGUUCUGAUAGUCAAUUACUUUAUUGAGAAGAGAGAUGUACAUUCAAGAGAAAAGCUGAUGUUUUUGUAGGCAUGAGAUCUGUGUACAAAUUAAAAGGUAUUGUUCCCUGAAAUUUCUCUC